Messenger RNA from Ctenocephalides felis (cat flea), 1414 nucleotides. RefSeq names its product GTP-binding protein Rit2-like. Gene Ontology annotation, cellular component: plasma membrane. The record is from RefSeq and is a predicted model, not a curated record. Lineage: Eukaryota; Metazoa; Arthropoda; Insecta; Siphonaptera; Pulicidae. Gene Ontology annotation, molecular function: GDP binding; calmodulin binding; GTP binding. The coding region runs from base 318 to 1091 and encodes 257 amino acids. Gene Ontology annotation, biological process: Ras protein signal transduction. The transcript has 8 exons.
GUUAUCAAAAUUUAGUGGCUCCUAUGGUUGACGUUGACAUAUCGCCCAUGUAAGAAAUAUGUAAUCAUGAUUUUCAUUAAGCUUCAACAAACACAUUUGUUUAUAAACAAAAUAGUCGGUAAACGCUAAUGAAUAUUUUUUCAACACAAGCAAAAUGUCUCCGAAUUUGCAAAGUGGGCUGAAUAAUCGACAUAGUAUUAGUCAUUUAUAAUGCAACCAUUGUCUUAUAUGACUCAAUAAAUUGGAAUGUUAUUGUUGUUGGAAUUGCACAACCAUUUAUUUAUUUAUAUGCAUAAGACGAUGUAGAGAUAAUAGUUAUGGCGUGCGAAAUGACUUUAUCAAAUGUUCUGGGAAAAAAUAAGAAAAAAAGUAAUAAGAAAGAUUCACAUAAUGCAGCCACAAUUGAUAAUCCAAAACCCUCCUUAACUCCAACAACUAGAGGUGGUCUACGUGUUUAUAAAAUUGUUGUACUAGGAGAUGGAGGUGUUGGAAAAUCAGCUGUUACCUUGCAGUUUGUCAGUCAUAGUUUCCUGGAUUACCAUGACCCUACGAUAGAGGAUUCAUAUCAGCAGCAAGCUGUCAUUGAUGGUGAAGCUGCCUUGUUAGAUAUUUUAGAUACUGCAGGGCAGGUUGAAUUUACUGCAAUGAGAGAUCAGUAUAUGCGGUGCGGAGAAGGUUUUAUGAUUUGUUAUUCUGUGACAGAUAAAAACAGUUUUCAAGAAGCUGUAGAAUAUAAAAAGUUAAUAGCAAGAGUCCGACUGUCUGAAGAUAUUCCAUUAGUAUUGAUAGGAAAUAAAUUUGAUUUGCAAAACCAAAGAAAAGUACUAACAGAGGAAGGUAAAGCAUUGGGUCAACAAUUUGGUUGUCCAUUUUAUGAAACAUCUGCAGCUCUAAGACACAACAUAGAUGAUGCAUUCUAUGCUCUCGUGAGAGAGAUACGACGCAAAGAAGCUUUAAAGGCGUUGAAUCCUCAUGGAAAUACAUCUGAAAAGACUCACAAUAAAUGCCAUAGCAGAUGGCGGCGCUUAAGAAACAUUUUUGCAUUAGUAUUCACCCGUAAACGAAACCAGUCACAACAGCGUUCUCCUUGAAAAUUGUACCAUGUUGACCAUGUUGUCCCAUUGGCAAAAUGAAAUAUCAAGUUGGAUUAUUUUCAGAUUUAAAUAAGAAUGAAUCAAUUCGCUUGCAUUAUGUUUAGCGGAAUAUUCCAUGACUGUGUUAUCAAGAGCAAAUUAUGUGAAUAAGUAAUUUAUACAUUUGUAUAUAGAAGUAAAAUGUUGAUUGUAAAGUGCUGCGCAACUCAGCUUUCAUUGUUAAAUGUGCUUUCAGCAAAAUGUUACCUGAUAUUAACUACUUUUUAUCCCAAUAGAUCGUAGAACUUACUUAUGUGAACGCGGAACAUACUCGCGAAAUU